UUGGCGAUCCAGUGCAGAACCGCAAGCGCAGCGAGCUAGAACGCCACAAAAUCGGCGACGGAGAAAUCGCGAGAUCGCGAGAUCGUGCAAAUAUAUAGUAGCAAGUAGUAUAAAGUGCGGACUUGGCGAUUCGAGUGCGAGUGCCGGUGAAAAUACAUUCAACAGUUUUUCCCCAUUUCUAGUGCCCUCGGGUUCAAGUGUUUUAAAGCCUGAAGUGCCAGUUUUACACACCAAAUAGGUUGCAGCUUUAAGUAAUCUCGUGGACUCACUGGACUCGUGCGACGUAAAGCCAUAGCCAUUUUAUCAGCUUGCUACCCACCAACGCAGGCAUGGAUUUUAGAAAGCAUUUGGGUUUAUUGACGCUUCUCCUGGUCGCGGUAUUCGCGUUUUACGGUCGCCCAGCUGACGCCUGCAGCUGCAUGCCCUCCCACCCACAGACGCACUUCGCCCAGGCGGACUACGUUGUGCAACUGCGAGUCCUUCGCCAAUCAAACACCAUCGAGCCGGGCAAGACCACCUACAAAGUACACAUCAAACGCACCUACAAGGCUACACCCGAAGCGCGGCGGAUGCUACGCGAUGGUCGCCUGUCCACGCCCAAAGAUGACGCAAUGUGCGGAGGCGUACACCUCAGACUGGGAAGGGUUUAUAUAGUGGCGGGAAGGAUACCGACACUAAAUAUAUGCAGCUACUACAAGGAGUACACCCAGAUGACCAUAACAGAGCGCCAUGGCUUCAGCGGUGGAUAUGCCAAGGCCACAAAUUGCACAGUUACUCCCUGCUUUGGAGAGAGAUGUCUUAGUGGACGAAAUUAUGCUGAUGCAUGCAAAUGGUCGCCUUUUGGAAAAUGCGAGACAGACUACAGUGCCUGCAUGCCGCACAAAAGGCAGACGGUCAAUGGAGUCAUUUCCCAAUGCCGCUGGCGACGCACGCAGUUCUACAGAAAGUGCCUGAGCAAUCCGUAAGGCAAUACGGGUCUUAGUUCCCCAAGUCCUUCGCUUGUCCUUGUUAUGCUAUCGUUUUUCUCUGUCCAGAGCUUUAAUACGUACGUUAUGCCUAAUGUGUUAUUUAAUAAUUGAUGCUUUCGAACUUGUAA
Drosophila santomea is the source of this 1096-nucleotide messenger RNA. It is a transcript of the gene Timp, whose product is annotated as tissue inhibitor of metalloproteinase. NCBI's taxonomy places the organism in Eukaryota, Metazoa, Arthropoda, Insecta, Diptera, Drosophilidae. Gene Ontology annotation, molecular function: metalloendopeptidase inhibitor activity; protease binding. Bases 330 to 965 code for a protein of 211 amino acids. The record is from RefSeq and is a predicted model, not a curated record. Gene Ontology annotation, cellular component: extracellular matrix. Gene Ontology annotation, biological process: negative regulation of endopeptidase activity; negative regulation of membrane protein ectodomain proteolysis. The transcript has 5 exons.